Molecule: messenger RNA, 1650 nt
Organism: Mycotypha africana
Lineage: Eukaryota; Fungi; Mucoromycota; Mucoromycetes; Mucorales; Mycotyphaceae
Product: 6-phosphofructo-2-kinase-domain-containing protein
Exons: 7
Coding region: 1-1281 (426 amino acids)
Biological process (GO): fructose 2,6-bisphosphate metabolic process; fructose metabolic process
Cellular component (GO): cytosol
Molecular function (GO): fructose-2,6-bisphosphate 2-phosphatase activity; 6-phosphofructo-2-kinase activity; ATP binding
Source: RefSeq, a predicted model, not a curated record
AUGGCAGCUCAGCUUUACGAAACCACAAGUGGACGUUUAUUCCACGCAGGCGCAGUUGCAGUUAUUACAGUUGGUCUACCCGCACGCGGUAAAACACAUGCUUCACGUUCUUUAUGUCGUUAUAUGCGUUGGUUGGGUGUUUCGACCAAAGUAUUUAGUGUUGGUAAUUAUAGGCGGGAAAGGCUGGGAUCCUUAUCUGAAGAAUGGUUUGACCCAAAUAAUACAAAGGCUACAACAGCACGUAUUAAAGUAGCAGAUGAAUGUUUGGACGAUCUCAUUCAUUGGCUACAAACUGGAGGUGGGCAAGUAGCCAUUUUUGACGGAAAUAACGUUACAGAAGUUAGAAGAAAACACAUACACGAUAAGCUGUUAAACAACGACAUACAUCCUUUAUUCUUGGAGUUUAUAUGUAACAAACCAGAUAUCAUCCUGGCUAACAUUCGAAGCGUCAAGAUUUCAUCACCCGAUUAUGUUGGUUGGGAUCCAGAAGAAGCUGUUAGAGACUAUAAACGACGUAUAAAGCAACAUGAAGAGAACUACGAGACAAUCACUGAUACAACAUUGCCAUUUGUUAAGAAUAUGAAUGCAGGAGAGCAGUUUAUUGUCAAUAACGUCAUGGGUUAUCUACAGUCGAGAAUCGUCUACUAUCUGAUGAAUCUUCAUAUUCAUCCACGAACAGUUUAUUUUGCUCGUUGUGGUAACUCUCUCAAUGACAACUCAUACAAAGCAGACGCGAAUUUAUCACCAGAAGGAGAGAUCUAUGCCGAAAAGUUAACAGAGUUCAUGCUAGCUUACCAUAAAGAAAAAUACUCGAAAGUUCCAGCUGAAGAAAAACGACCUUUGACUGUAUGGACCUCGACACAAAAAAAGGCAUUGGAGACAGCUAUUCCAUUUGUCAACGCGGGUGUACCAGUAAGACAGCAGUCUGUUCUCAAUCAGUUGAAUCCAGGAGAAUCAGAUGGACUAACUCAAGAAGAACUGGAGGCUAAGUAUCCCGAAGAAGUUGCCAAAUUGCGUGAAAACCCUUAUCGCCAUCGAUACCCAAGAGCAGAAUCUUAUCAUGAUUUGGCCGUGAGAUUAGAGAGUGUUAUCAUGGAAUUGGAACGUGAGAAAAAUGAUGUACUCAUUAUUGCUCACGAAACUGUUUUGCGUUGUUUAUACGCUUAUUUGUUCGAUAGACCAGCCAAAGAAAUUCCAUUCAUUUCUAUACCUCGAUCAUUUAUGAUAGAAAUUACACCAUCUGCUUAUGGCUGUAAAGAAUCCCGCUUGCAAUUGCCCUGAUUAUUAAUAUCAUCGUUAUUAUCAUUAUUAUUGUAGAAUUCUCAACUCAUUUUGUCAAAAGAAUGAAUAACAUAUGCCAUACUACGACACAAAUACCUUUUACGCUUGUUGCUAUGUAUCUUAUGUGAUAAACAAUAUCUCGUUUUCUCCCUGAAUCAUAUAUACACACUGCUUCUGUGAGUUGGUAAUUGUUUAUUGAUGAGACAGCACUUUAAGUAUUAUAUAUAAUUUAAAGCUCGGAUAUACAUUAGCCUACAACGUUGGCCACACCCUGUGAAUUUAUUUACGACAAUUUAUGUACAAGAUACAUAGGGUAUAAAUGAUCUUUGCAGCCCGUUUUUUUUUUUCUAUGUUAGAGAAGGUCUGCUU